AUGGAAGGACGAAAGUGCCCCCAUGCUUUUGCCGGUGGGAAUGAACAAUUUAGAAUGGUUGGAGGUAAGUUAAAGGCUGUUAACGGGUUCUUAACUGUAUGCGGAGACAUCGCAGAAGGAAGAGCUUCACAGCAACCGCAUAGUGGCUGCAGGCCAGGACUUUGGAUCUUUCCCCGAGACAGGUUGAACAUGGGGUGGCUAUUUCAUCUUCUCUUUCUCUGCUCGCUGGGUCUCGCUGGUGCCAGUCAAGAAUCUAUUGAACUCUUGAAUCUCUGUGAGACAACCGAAGAGGUCUUACAAGCUUCAUCUCGCUAGGACUCAGCGGAAAGUUGGCUCAGGUCUCACGUUCUGUACCCUGCGACGAAAAUCACCACCAUUGUUGUGGGCAACUCUGUCCUCUGCCACAGAGACCGAGAACAAAAUGUCGGUUUGACUCUGGUUUCUUUGAAGAAUGUCUAUCACUCCCUGAAGAGGUGGGGCUUGGAGAAAGAAAUCAAAGUUUCUGUUCCUUUAUAUCUAGACUGUUUGCAUCCAAACUCUGCUUCUUACAAAGAUGAUUUGAGAAUGGUCGAGCCUCUGAUAGACUAUCUCCGAAGUGUUAACUCCACCCUCUCUGUUAUUCCACAUUCGGAUUUCUCUCAAUUUUCGGAUAAAAGCCUCAGCUUGGUGUCUUCUCACUUAGAGUCUAUGAAAAAGUUUGGAUUUUUCCAUCUGAUCAACAUCAAUGUUAUCGCCACAGUCCCAAAAGAAAGAAAACCCAUAAUGAGAAAGCUUUCGUUUUUGGGUUCCACCCUCAUGGGUACUUUCCCUGUAAGACCAACCCCAUUACCGGAGAUUGCAGAACCCCCAUUACAUUCCACUUUUGGUCAGCCUGCUCCUUCCCAUGCAGCCACAAAUCCUGCUCCACUAUCUCAAAUAAGUUCUCCUCCGAUGCCUUCUUUUGCUCCAGAACUGCCACCAUUCGCUGUUCCGGCUAGUUCUCCUCAUGGUUUCAGUCUACCUCCUUGUAACCCAAUCGACAAUGGCUCGCCUCAACCAGAUAUAGGGAUGGUUCAGAAGUUGUGGUGUGUGGCAAAGCCUAGUGUUCCAGCCGAAACAUUGCAAGAGGCCAUGGACUAUGCUUGUGGGGCUGGUGGUGCUGAUUGUCAGGAGAUCAAUCCUCAAGGCAAUUGCUAUAACCCUGACACCGUGGUUGCUCAUGCUUCUUAUGCUUUCAAUAGCUAUUGGCAGAAGCACAAGAGAAAUGGCGGGACAUGCGACUUUGGAGGAACCGCCAUGUUGAUAAGUUCUGACCCAAGUUUCCUUCACUGUCGGUUUGUUCUCAGUUAGAAUGAGUGAUAUGUGCGCGUAAAACAAGGCUGGUGACCUUCUUUUGCUUCCAUCAAGAUUCUGAUGCUCAUCUUAGGACGUUGCCGUUGGAUUUAUUUUGCUGUUAGUAAUUGCUUUCAAUAUGAUGAUGAUUGUAACGACCAUGUGUGAAAUAGGACACAGAUCCUCUCAGUAUGAAGUAGGGACGCAGAGAAUUUAUGUUGCUCUAACUUGUUGACCAAGUUUAAGUCUAACUUUAUUAGAUGAAUGCGACGGAGUGCUUGUUUUGCUGUUUAUGAUAUAUUCUUGUUGAUGAUUUAGAUUCUUGAAAAUUGAAAAUGUUGAUGAUCAGACCCGUUGAGAGAC
Molecule: messenger RNA, 1674 nt
Organism: Neltuma alba
Lineage: Eukaryota; Viridiplantae; Streptophyta; Magnoliopsida; Fabales; Fabaceae
Product: glucan endo-1,3-beta-glucosidase 13
Biological process (GO): carbohydrate metabolic process
Molecular function (GO): hydrolase activity, hydrolyzing O-glycosyl compounds
Source: RefSeq, a predicted model, not a curated record